UUUUCCUCAAUUGCAAUUGCAUCAAUAUAUUGGUUCCUAUUUUUUUUUCCACACAUUUGGUGCAUAACACUAACAUUCACUAGCCAAAAGAACCCUUAAAAAUAUGUCAUCUUCAUCAGCAGAAUCGAAAAUGGCCUUGGCCAAGACUUUUCUAUCGACAGUAGGCUCUGUUGCUGCGCCAGCCAUGUUGGUUCGUUCGAUAUUCCAUGACUACAUUCCCCGGGAACUCCAUGAAUAUCUCUUCUUUGGACUUAGAAACAUUUUCACCAAGUUCUCAAAUCAGCUAACGAUGGUGAUUGACGAAUUUGAUGGUCUUGUCAAUAAUGAAAUUUAUGAAGCUGCUCAGACCUAUUUGGGCAGCAAGUUGUCACCUAACAUCCAUCGACUUAAAAUCAGUAAGCCUGAGAAGGAGAAAAAUUUCAACAUUGCCAUGGAACGUAAUGAGGAGGUGACAGAUGUUUAUAAUGGACAGACAUUCAAGUGGAUUUGGCUCUGUAGACAAACACAGUCUACAAACUUCUAUAAUUCCAGGGACAUGAAUUCCACUCUAAAAUCUGAAAUCAGGUCCUUUGAGCUGACAUUUCACAAGAAAAACAAGGACCUUGUCCUUAAUUCGUAUUUGCCUCACAUCAUGAAAGAAGCAAAAUUGCAAAAACACGUAAACAAGACGAUCAAGAUUCACACUGUGGAUUGCGAGAGAAUGUACAAUUUACACGAAAUGUGGAAGCCAGUGAAUCUUAAUCAUCCAGCCACUUUUGAGACAAUCGCGAUGGAAUCAGAUCAAAAAGACAUGAUCUUGAAAGAUUUGGAGAGAUUCGUGAAGAGGAAAGAUUAUUAUAGGAAAGUUGGCAAGGCAUGGAAAAGAGGGUAUUUGUUGUUUGGUCCUCCAGGGACCGGAAAAUCUAGUUUGAUUGCUGCAAUGGCGAAUUAUUUGAACUUUGAUAUAUAUGAUUUGGAGUUGACUUCGCUGAGGGGGAACAUGGAGUUACGGAGGUUGUUGGUUGCCACAGCCAAUAAGUCCAUUUUGGUGGUGGAGGACAUUGAUUGUACCAUUGAAUUGCAAGAUAACUUGGCUAACCGAGCUACUGUUCAUUCAAUUAAUGGUUUUGGUAUGAAAGAAACCAAGGUGACAUUAUCAGGUUUACUGAAUUUUAUUGAUGGAUUAUGGUCGAGUUGUGGAGACGAAAGAAUCAUAAUUUUCACGACAAAUCACAUAGAGAAACUCGACCCUGCAUUGUUGCGACCUGGUAGAAUGGACAUGCACAUUCACAUGGCAUAUUGCACACCUUGUGGCUUCAAACUUCUUGCUGCCAAUUACUUAGGGAUUAAAGAUCAUAAAUUGUUCAAAGAAAUUGAGGAAUUGAUUGACAUAGCCAAUGUGACCCCAGCAGAAGUGGCAGAGCAAUUGUUGAAGGAAGAUGAAGUUGAGAAUUCCCUUCAAGGGUUGAUUAAUUUUCUUUACAAAAAGAUAAAAGAGAAUGAAGAGGUUAAGGCUAAGAAAGUGGAAUUAACACAAGUGGAAUCUGUUGAUGAGGAGGAGGAAAAUGUUGAAAAUGAGAUUAAAGAAAAAGAGGAAGAAAAGGACUUACCAAAUGGGGAAAGUACUUAAAUCCACAUAAAAAACAGUUUGUCUGAUCCAAUUUCACGCGGUGUAGCGCCUCAUUUGAUCUAUAUAAAUAAUAAAAAAAUAUAUCUGGUAAAUUGUACAAUAUUAUACGAGAACUAUGCUGUGAGAAUCCCUAUCACUUAAUCAUAUGAUUAGAAGAUAGUUUAUAUAAUUUUGUACGUAUUAAUUAAUCUGAAUUAAACGACUAAGUUGUAUGUCCCCUUGAGAAUAUUACUUUAUAUUCGCACUAUUUUAUAUAAAUAAAAUACGUACUAGUGUUAUUAUAUACGUUUACUCAAUUAUAAUAAAUAUUUUUACUUAAAUGUCCUCUAUCAGAAAGUUUCAAAAUUUAACUAUUGGUACUCAAAAAUCAGACUGUAAACCCAAAUAGUUUUCUCCACCGGCGGCGAAUUCGUCAUCAAACCGGCAGCACCAGCAAAUUGAUUAAUGAAAUGCACGGAAUCGGCGGCAUCCAUUAUUGUCCGAUUUGGCCCCGUUCAGCUAAUUGAUUUUCCGGCCGACUAAUUUUGAGUGAGGAAUCUCAAAAGUUAGAGACAAAACGGAGAUGUUGCAUGUUGAUUAGCAUUGGCAUUGUGAUCUGAUGAGGUACAUCAACUUAUUCAGAUCAUUGCUUUUCCCUAUUUUAGGACAAAUUUAUUAUAUAGCUUGUUUAGUCAUCUCAGUCCGUGUGUUGUAAAUAAAAUGUAGGAAAUCGUUGUAGAAUUAUUUUCUCCUAUUCAAAUUUUAAAUGGACUGAGAGAUCAUUUUCUCAUCUGAACUACGCAUAAACCAAAUACAAUAAUAGCAAUACGAAAUUCCAGCUAAUUCUGUUUGUUCUUCAAUCAAUAUAAUAGUACUCUUAAGGGGGACAUACUACUUGAUCGUUUACAUCAGAUUAACGAAUACAAAAUUAUAUAAACCAUCUUCUAAUCAUUGAUUAAGUGAUAUGGAUUCUUCCUCCUCAUCUUAGAUCCCAUUUCCAUUACUUUCUUUCUUCUCAUCAACAGACUUCACUUGAGUUAUUUCCACUUUCUUAGCCUUGUCCUCUUCCUUCUCUUUCAUCUUUUUGUGAAGAAAAUUAAUCAACCCUUUAAGUGAAUCUCCAACUUCAUGUUCCUUCAACAACUGCUCUGCUACUUCUGCUGGUGUCACAUUGGCUAUGUCAAUCAAUUCCUCAAUUUCUUUGAAAAAUUUAUGAUCUUUAAUCCCCAAGUAAUUGGCAGCAAGAAGUUUGAAGCCACACGGUGUGCAAUAUGCCAUGUGAAUGUGCACGUCCAUUCUGCCAGGUCGUCGCAGCAGUACAGGGUCGAGUUUUUCUAUGUGAUUAGUUGUAAAAAUUAUGAUUCUUUCAUUUCCAUAGCUCGUCAAUAAAAUUUAGUAAACCUGACAAGGUGAUCUGCAAUAAAAAAAAUAUAUUAGUAAAGGUGAAGUAUUACACACAACACACUACACUAAUACCAAAUCCAAAUAUUCCCGAUAAUUGACACUUAAUUUAUUCAAGAAUAUCACAAAUUAAUGGAGGGUGAAAUUAUUGUGGUUCCAUGUCAGUAGAAUUUGUAAAAAAAUAUCGACUAAUCCGUAGGCAAGGAUGCAUUAGAACAAUUGUUCAGAACCCCUUCAUACUCUUGUCAUGUCGAAAUACUGCACAAAAAGAGGAAUAGUAAAGAUAGGAAACAGAAAAUAUAAGACUAAUUUACUGUGCUUUCGGACUGAUGAAAAUCAUUUGAACGAACAUACAUAGCUCGAUUAAUCAAAUUAGCUUUCAAGUUAAUGGUACAAUCAAUGUCCUCAAUCACCAAAAUUGACUUAUUGGUUGUGGCAACCAACAACUUCCUUAAAUCUGAAUUCCUCGUCACUGCAGUCAACUCCAAAUCAUAUAAAUCGACGUUUAAAUAAUUCGCUAUUGCAGCUAUCAAACUAGAUUUCCCCGUCCCGGAGGACCAAACAACAAAUACCCUCUUUUCCAUGCCUUCCCUACUUUCCUGUAAUACUCUUUCCUCGUCAUGAAUCUCUCCAAAUCCUUCAAGAUCAUGUCUUUCUGGUCAUUGUCUCAAAAGUGGUGGGAUAAUUAAAAUUCACCGACUUCCACAUGUUAUGUAAACAAAUCAUCUUUCCUUGUUUUUCUUGUGAAAUGUUAACUCAAAG
Solanum tuberosum (potato) is the source of this 3751-nucleotide messenger RNA. Its product is annotated as AAA-ATPase At3g50940-like. Gene Ontology annotation, molecular function: ATP binding; ATP hydrolysis activity. The coding region runs from base 104 to 1609 and encodes 501 amino acids. The transcript has 4 exons. The record is from RefSeq and is a predicted model, not a curated record. Lineage: Eukaryota; Viridiplantae; Streptophyta; Magnoliopsida; Solanales; Solanaceae.